AUGCAUCAGCACCCACGGUCGCCCGCGGUCACGCCUCUGCCGCCCAAGACAUCCUCCCAGUCUGCUGCCGCCCGUGACGACUUGAGAGAUUCCGAAUCGGUGCCACCGUCACCGACAACAGAGGGGCGGUCCCAUCACACGAGAGGUCUCGGCACGAAUACAAAUCCAGAUCCAGCACCGGACCCUUCAACAAAAGAACCGGAAGCGCCAGGCAAAGAAGCCGUGGCAAAGUUGAGCCAAAUUAUCGCGAACUAUCAUACCAAAGCAGCUCUUAUCAUCCUUCAGUCGCGUGUAGAUCUUCCUUUGGCGUAUGCGAAGAACUCGGAGACCCCCAAAAUCAAUCGCUGGUUCAACGUCGAAAUCGAAGAUACCGAUGCCCUCCGCGAACAGUUGUGGACGUGGCGAACUUGCGAUGCUACCACCAACCGACCCCCGCCUCUUAUCAUCGAGACCUAUCUGGACCCCGCGGGGCUUUCGAACAAACAAAGUCUGGUCAUCCUGGAUGGAAAUGGGAAACGCUGGACGUACAGGAGUCGAUUGCGGGGUAUCGAGACGCUGGUUCAUAUCCAUAUCCCGACGGCGGAGCUGGGGUCGUUGCUACCGACGGUUUACAAAAAGAGUAUCGUUCUCUUCAGGUCCUUGUUCACAUACUGCAAGCUGCUCCCGGCGUGGAGGUUGUCUCGGCUUAGCUCGACGGUGCGGCAAAGCCCUGCUUUGCAGAUCAAAUAUCGUAUCGUCGAUCCCAGCGCUGCCGUGCGCAGUGGUCGGUCGAAAACGCCUCAAGAUCAUCUAACGCUUCCGCUCUACGAAGGGGGUGAGAAGACGGUGGAGACGUAUCGGUUUGGUCCAACCGACUCACCAGCGGGGCCUUUCGGAGUGGAAGUCACAUUUCGGACGAAUUGUGAUUUUCGUGUCGAUGAUUCUGAAGCCAUCCUGAGCUCCCGUUUCAUGGGAGCUGAUGAUGAUAUCUUUCUCCCGUCGCUACCUUCGACUGAUGUGGCUCGCCCCAAUCUUGAGGUUGGGUCGAUGCCAGUGAAGCGAGGGCCGGUAGACAACCCUGACUGCUCGCGUGCAUAUGGAAGCUUGUCUACUUUUCACCAAGUUGGAGCAAACAGUGGUACUAGCCCAAUCUCCGCAUUACGCGCUGUUAGAGACAUUGCCGGCGAUGGCUCCUCAUCUCCUCCUAAUUCUCCCUUGAAGCGACCCUUGCCCACUGGGCGACUUCCACCAUCAGGACGUGCGGCGCAGCUCGCCAGUGAAAGUUUGCCCAGCUCUCCACGACGGCCGUCCAUCUCAUUUCCAGCAUUUAAAGCCCCACCUCUCUCUGCGUCACCAUCUCUGACAGACACGCCCCUCGGUGCCUCCCCACGGACUGCGUCUUCUCGAUUUGCAGUUGCAACGUCAGCAGACUCACGUCCCAUGCCCCCGCCCUCUUCCGCAGCCUAUGCCCGCAAAUCCGCCUCACUUGCGUCAGAACAAGCUGUCUCUCCAUCAACCUCAGCCUCCCCCAGGCCAGCACCUAUCUCACGCUAUACCAGCUCUUUCAGCAACCGACGAGGACGACCAUCCUCUGCAGGCACGAUGAAGACCGAGGAUGAUAAUUCGAGUGGCAAAGCUAGUGCUGCGUCUUCUAAUGUUCAGCCUGGGUCUGGUCUCCUUGCUGAGCUCACUGGAACCAGCGCGGAGUCGCUGCAUGCUGAUGAUGAGAACAUCUCCGAAUUUUUGAAGAUGCUGGACUCCUCGAAGGAUCUGAUGCGCCGAAGCACACUGAACCCAGCCGACAACGCGCAAAGACGCCCCGCAGCCGCUCUCGCACGCUUUCAGCGAAUGCGAGACUCCAACGCGGCUCUCUCAGACUCCAUAUCUUCUUCGGUGCAGCUACAGCGUUCUUCUCUAUCCUCAAGCAAGCAGCUGUCGGGGGUGCCUCCCAUGAUCUCUGGCACCUCCAUCUCGACCGCCUCCUCUCCCGGAAAACCAAUUUCCCCUCAUACACCACACACCCCGGCCAUCCGAUCGCGUUUGAGCUCAAAUAGUGUAGCAGAUGAUCUCAUCAUCGAGCAGAAUCGACGAGGUCCUCGUCAGGAGCAUGAAUCGACCGUUGAGGAAAACCCUGGUCUUGAGGGUACUCAGCGAAACACAUCCGCCGCAGGCGCGAUUGACAUCCCAACCUCUCCACGCGUCUUCUCGCCUGGAUACCGCCGAUCGAGCUCGGCUGCGCAGCACCGACGUCCGAAUGCGGGUGAUGAUGAGGAGAUCUUCAAUAUGGUCAUACGUAGCAUGAGUCUGGGUGCUGAGACUCCAGCGACAUCACAACAGCGACCUGUGGAUGACAAUGUCGACUCCGAAGCCUUGACUGGGCGGCGACCCUCAGAGGACCCGUCGAGCACGAGCGGCGGCGCGACUUCUCGAGGCCAAAACAUUGCGCGAGCCUCAGCCACGUCUCACUCGCCCAGUUUGUACCAGCCGCGCUUUGCCAGCUCUCGCGGCCGAGGCUUUUCUGGCGGACACUCGCUAAGCUCCGCAUCCAGCAGUCUUGCCCGUGGUGCCACCAUUCCGUCUCAUCUCGUUGAGCGGGAUGAUCACGACCCUACCGCCAGUGGCAGUAACAGCGGCAAUUCAACCAACGAAAAUCGUCGCGGGUCUAUUCACCGUCCUGGCGCCGGCAGAGCGCCUCCCCCACAGGCCAUGUUCGAAGACGACGAACCGCUACUUUUCGCUAUGAGCGACUUUGGUGUCUCUCGUCGCAGCCUGGAGGAGAAUCGCUUCUCUAACCACGGCGCGGACACGGGUGGCGCCUUGCGAAGAGGAAGCGGCCGUCGGGGAGCCGGGCUUCCUGGUGGCUGGUAG
Messenger RNA from Penicillium oxalicum, 2847 nucleotides. RefSeq lists its product as uncharacterized. Gene Ontology annotation, cellular component: phagophore assembly site; extrinsic component of membrane; cytosol. NCBI's taxonomy places the organism in Eukaryota, Fungi, Ascomycota, Eurotiomycetes, Eurotiales, Aspergillaceae. The record is from RefSeq and is a predicted model, not a curated record. The transcript has 4 exons. Bases 1 to 2847 code for a protein of 948 amino acids. Gene Ontology annotation, biological process: piecemeal microautophagy of the nucleus; mitophagy; autophagosome assembly.